UGAUAUAUAUAUAUAGACGUAAGGGCAUUGGUUUUGCCCAGCCUCGUCUCCUUCACAAACUCUGAAGAAAGAGCCGCACCUUCUAAUCACUUUCUUCUCUUUCUCUUCGCUCCGAUUCUUCUAGCCUUGCGUUCCCUUCAACAACUUCUGCAGGAAUCCUGCAAGUUCUGCUGUAGCAGAUUUCAAGGUGAAGGUGUCACGUUGAAGUUUCUUUCAUGUUUGAACGGGCUAUUAUCCAUUUGGGAGCAAUUGAGUUGCUUGGAGAGUGUUUUUCGUCUUCUAGAAAAAAGAACAGGCUGGUGCUGAGGAGGCUCGGCUGUAUGCAUCGUGCACCUUACCAGGAACACUCUGAGCUUUGUAGUUGCUGUCCCACGAUUUCUCAAGGAGGAUCUUUGUGAUAAUAAUCUACUGAUCAACAUCAUUAUUGCUUCUGCGCUAACUUUGAAUUUCAGUAUCAGCCACCUGUGGCGUCUAGCGUGUUUCUUUGAGACUUUCAGGAUUUGUGUCAUCAUGGCCUUACAAAACAUUGGUGCUGGUAACAGUGACGAUGCCUUCUACAGGUACAAGAUGCCAAGAAUGAUCACCAAAAUAGAGGGCAGAGGUAAUGGCAUCAAAACAAAUGUUGUCAAUAUGGUUGAUAUCGCAAAAGCCUUGGCAAGGCCAGCUUCCUACACAACAAAGUAUUUCGGAUGUGAGCUUGGAGCCCAGUCAAAGUUUGAUGAGAAAACUGGAACAUCCCAUGUUAAUGGCGCACAUGAUACUGCAAAACUUGCUGGCCUUCUUGAAAUCUUCAUCAAGAAAUAUGUCCAGUGUUAUGGUUGUGGAAAUCCUGAAACUGAUAUCUUAAUUACUAAGAGCCAAAUGAUCCAGCUGAAAUGUGCUGCUUGUGGGUUUGUGUCUGACGUUGAUAUGAGAGACAAGCUAACUACUUUCAUCAUUAAAAACCCUCCAGAAGUUAAGAAAGGAUCCAAAGACAAGAAGGCUAUGAGGAGAGCUGAGAAAGAGAGACUGAAGGAAGGUGAAAUGGCUGAUGAGGAACAGAAAAAACUGAAGAAAGAGGUUAUUAAGAAGAAAGGAACUUCCUCUUCUAAGGAUGGUGCUCCGAAAUCUACCUCUUCAAGGAAAAAGGCAAAUGGCUCCGAUGAAGACCGGGCAUCGCCUCCCCGCAGUCAAAUUGAUGAGAAGAAUGAGGCUCAUGACAAGGAAGAUGUGGAUGACGACAUAGAAUGGCAAACCGAUACAUCACUGGAGGCUGCUCGUCAACGAAUCCAGGAACAGCUGAGUGCUGUGACAGCUGAUAUGGUCAUGCUCUCCACAGAUGAACCAGAGAAGGAGGAGAAAACCAGAACUAAGGUAAGUGAUAAUUCUGAGAAUGGUAACUUUUUGGCGUAUAGGACACUGGUUGCAGAAGUGAAAGCAAAUUUGAAUAAAGGUGUCGAGGCAAAAGAGUUGGUGUCCCAUCUAGCAGCGCUUCCGGCAUCUGCUCAGGAGAAGAUGAGUGCUCUGUAUGAAGCCCUGUUUGAGGGCAUCGAGAAAGGGUUUGCAAAAGAAGCAAUUAAGAAGAAGAACUACCUUGCUGCUGCAGUUGCCGAGGAGGAGGGUUUGCAGUUGUUACUGUUGUGUGCAAUUGAGGAAUUUUCUUGUAAGUCUACUUCCAAUGCGUUGAAGGAAGUUGCCCUGGUUCUGAAGGCACUCUACGACGCUGAUGUGUUGGAGGAAGAGCACAUGGUGCAGUGGUAUCAAAAGGGACUGAAAGGCGAUAAUAAGAACUCUCAGAUAUGGAAGAAUGCUCAGCCGUUCAUUGAAUGGCUUCAGAAUGCAGAAUCAGAAUCGGAUGAAGAAUAAGAAUGUGUGUGGAGUUUGUUACUUCUGUUGCUUUGCGUCUUUUAUUUUGAAUAAAGGGUCUGGUGUGCCCUUUAGGUUAUUGCUCGUUGUUUUAAAACUAGACAAUAUGAUGUUUGCUUUUGUUUCGAAACUCUUUGUUAAAUUACGAUGAUGAGACUCUUUUUUA
This is a messenger RNA of Vigna angularis (adzuki bean), 2011 nucleotides long. Its product is annotated as eukaryotic translation initiation factor 5. The coding region runs from base 511 to 1845 and encodes 444 amino acids. The record is from RefSeq and is a predicted model, not a curated record. The transcript is spliced from 2 exons. Gene Ontology annotation, molecular function: translation initiation factor activity; eukaryotic initiation factor eIF2 binding; GDP-dissociation inhibitor activity. Gene Ontology annotation, biological process: translational initiation; formation of cytoplasmic translation initiation complex; formation of translation preinitiation complex. NCBI's taxonomy places the organism in Eukaryota, Viridiplantae, Streptophyta, Magnoliopsida, Fabales, Fabaceae. Gene Ontology annotation, cellular component: cytosol.